AUGUCAAACCCCGUACGCGAGGGUUACCGCGAGUUCGAAAAUGAGCCGGAGCCUGGAGAUAGGCCCGCGGUAAGAUUGGUUUUUUAUAUUUAUCAAGUUGAGAAGUGAUAUUCCAUGGAGAAAAAAAAAAUUAAGAAGCUCUUACGCAAAAUUAUUAAAGUUGUUAUAAAAAAAUCCUUAUUUGUAUUAAAGUUUUAAUACAAAACUUCACUUUUUGUCGUUUUUUGAGUUGAAUUCUUUGACACACAAGUUUUUCAGCCUCCAAACAACACGUCAACGCUCCAGGAGGACACUUCCCUGUUUCACGACAGAACCCAGACGGAAAACUCGUUGAGCCCCGAGCAGGCGUUCAUCCACAUGGUCAAGGCGAUGCUCGGCACCGGCCUCCUUUCUUUGCCCCUCGCUUUCAAACAUUCCGGCCUUUUUGUGCGUUUUUCAAAUUACUGAAGUUAGGAAAAAUAUUCGCUCUGUAAAAAAUUGAAUUUUUCGAAUAAAGAGGACAUUUUGUAUGAGAAAGCUUUCACAGGAUUUUUUGAAGUUCUUAAAAAAUUUUUUCCAAGUAAAAUGUCAAAAAUAGUUUCUUUUUAAUUGUUGCAAGAAGUUUUCAAAGCUGUGUUCAAAGUGUUUUCCGUGAAAUUCAAAAUUAUCUCUGACUCUCCAAAAUUAAGUUUAUCUUUUUUCACUCUCUGACGGCUAUUUUGAAGUUUGUAGAAUCACUUCGAAAAAAAAAACGAAUUUUCAGAUUCUUUCAUUAGAACGGCAUCCGUUUUGGGGUUCAAUAAAAUCAAAGAAAUCAUGGUUUUUUUUUUCGUAGAAUGAUACUGCGAACUGAAAAUAUGACCCCUAGCUGUAUUAAAAUACAAUUUUUUUCUUGUUCGAAAUACAAUUUUCCAGCUCGGCCUGAUCCUGACGAUUUUAAUAUGCCUCAUUUGCCUCUACUGCAUGCGUCAGGUCGUUUUUUUGCCGCCCAUUUUGUUUGCAACAGGUUUUUUUUUCUUUAUUUUCUUCGUUCAAAAAAUAAAAUAAUUCAGAAAUGGCCGAGACCUCAUCGAUUACGCGAACAUUUUGCGCGGGGCCGUGGAAAUGGGUCCUCCUUGGAUCCGACGCCACGGAUAUUUCUUCAAGUUUAUCAAUAUUCAUAUAAAAAUCAUGGAAUUUACGAGUUUUCAGGCAACUUCUCAAUGUAA
Messenger RNA from Caenorhabditis auriculariae, 1187 nucleotides. Lineage: Eukaryota; Metazoa; Nematoda; Chromadorea; Rhabditida; Rhabditidae. The record is from the annotation of a GenBank genome assembly.